AUGUCAGCAGAUACUACCACCUCACAGGGUCCUACCAACUCAUCUCCCUCUGGCGGUGAAGGAGUCAAAUCUGGAGUUUCAUUCAGACUGAAGGUUGAUGAACAUACAAGCCUUGGUGUACAUGAUGCCCAUCAUUGGAAGUUCCCCCCUAAUCCUCAUGUACCUGAAAAGGAUCUAUGGGUCGCUGUCCACAGUGAGGCCUGUUACGACCUUCAUAACAAUGAAUCCACAGACUUUGAAUACCAGGAUGACCUGAAAAAGAAAGGCUUUCACUUCUUCUCAUGGCAUUUUCUUUGGGACCCAGGAAGUCAAAUCACCACAGUUGAUGCCACUGCCCGUGACGCCGAGGGCCAUCCACUCGGGUAUGAUGUAUUCGAGACGGAGAUAACUUCCUCACCAUCGGAUGCAUGGCAACUCAAAGAAGAUACACCUUACAAGCUUCGACUCCGAAGUCCCGGUCUACCUUAUACUAAAUAUCUCACCUCAACGCCCAUCAUUCCAGGAUUCUACCACAAGUCAUUUCUUUAUUCGGACGUGGUUUCCAAUAUCCCAUUCAAAGACCAACGAGAUAACUACGGCUACGAGUUCCGGUUCCAGAAAGUGGACGGUGCUCAAGACGAUCACUUCAUCAAGACCGGCGACAGGGUGAAGCUCCAGAUCUAUGAGCCUGAGUGGCCUAAGGGGGACAAAUCGGUACUGCGUGGAUAUGCCUCCCGCAUCCUGAACUACUCUGUCGGAACUGAGCAAUACACGUCAAGGUCGGGGUUGAAGCCAAUCAUAUUUACCAUCGAGAUCAUCCAGGCACAGGCUUAA
This is a messenger RNA of Rasamsonia emersonii CBS 393.64, 813 nucleotides long. RefSeq lists its product as uncharacterized. Bases 1 to 813 code for a protein of 270 amino acids. Lineage: Eukaryota; Fungi; Ascomycota; Eurotiomycetes; Eurotiales; Trichocomaceae. The record is from RefSeq and is a predicted model, not a curated record. The transcript is spliced from 4 exons.